Cuscuta campestris is the source of this 1357-nucleotide messenger RNA. The record is from the annotation of a GenBank genome assembly. NCBI's taxonomy places the organism in Eukaryota, Viridiplantae, Streptophyta, Magnoliopsida, Solanales, Convolvulaceae.
CUCACAAAUUUCUACUCCCGCUGAGAAUGUCAUUUCAUUCCCGGGAGGAAGUUCCCAACCGUCAAGCCAGGUUCCUACCCCCAUCAUCACCAUUCCACCACCUAUCCCAUUCACUUCCCCCGUGAACCCUGUUCCCGUUUUUCCUUCAAAUUUCCCCGGACCCCUUGAUCCAAUGUACAGCCAGGCUCUUCAGAAUUUUGGACAUUUCAUGUCCAUGUUCAAGCAGCCGGGAGGGUUUUCACUUUUCAAUCCGGGAUUGUAUCCACAAUCCUCGCCUCAAACUAACGUCAUUCGCCCGAUCGUUCCGACAAACCUGAUCGGGGAGAUGGAUAAAGCUGGUCCAUCCCGGUCUAGAAGGAGCCGGCCCCGUAGGUCACAGACAAAGGUGACCUCGGACGGGGAUGUGCGUUCAGUGCACAGCAAAGAUGAGGAUUGGGACGUCCCCCAGGCGAUCAAGAAGUUGAAGGGAAAGGCAGUUCAGCCAGAAGGAUCUAGGAGGUCGGCCUUUCUGAGACUUGGCCAUGAUGGCCGAAAUCAGAACCAGUCAGCAAAAGAGCGGCUUGGGGUAGAGACCAUUCCAGCUAGUGCCUUUAAUCGUGCAAGGAGAGGAGCCGGACGACCUGGUCAGACCAGGCGAACGGAGCCAUCCCCACGCGAUGAGCCCCAGCACAGCCGGGCACCACGAGAGGAAGAAGCCAAAAGCCACCCCAGGCACACGACCCGUUCACACGUUGAGCAACCUCGGGAUCGUGUGGGCCGGGUCGAGGCACGUCUGGAGAAACUACAACGCCGGGUAGACCGAGAAGAAAAGAAGAAGGUUCUGCUGAACGAAUCUCCGUUCACAGACCGGGUUCAUGAAACACCAUUUCCAAAGAAGGCGAAACUUGAAGUCUCGAAGUUCACCGGGAAGGAGGACCCGGAAAUUCACGUCAAAACCCUCCAUCAAAGUGGGCGGAUGAUGGGUCUUUCCGGGGAUGAGAAAUGUUUGCUUUUCUUUCAGACCCUCCGCGGCCGAGCCGCCGAGUGGUUUCAUAACUUACCGGCCGGUGAAAUCGAUUCUUUCGAUGAACUGGCUGAGGUGUUUCAAGAAAAGUUCAAAGAAAACUGUACCAAGAGGAAAAAGUUUACCUACUUGAGUACAGCCGGGCAGCGAGAGCACGAGGAUCUGACAAAAUUCCUCACCCGGUGGAAGGAUGAGGUUGACAAGGUGGAGGAGAUGGACGACAAGACAGCAAUGUCCCUCCUUGUAUCCGGGCUCCGGUCCGGAGAACUAUACAAAGAAUUCUGCAGGAGGCCUCCCCAGUCCUAUCAAGAGGCCUAUAACACGGCCUGGGACUAUGCUGACGCUGAAGCCCAG